Messenger RNA from Dermatophagoides pteronyssinus (European house dust mite), 1571 nucleotides. Its product is annotated as mitochondrial import inner membrane translocase subunit TIM44. The record is from RefSeq and is a predicted model, not a curated record. Gene Ontology annotation, molecular function: protein-folding chaperone binding. NCBI's taxonomy places the organism in Eukaryota, Metazoa, Arthropoda, Arachnida, Sarcoptiformes, Pyroglyphidae. Gene Ontology annotation, cellular component: mitochondrial inner membrane. Gene Ontology annotation, biological process: protein import into mitochondrial matrix.
UUCGGUCUUUUUGAAACAGUAAUUUGGAUUUCAUCACUUUUUUUUUGCCGGGAAUUAAUCAAUUUUAUUUAUAUUUUAUUUGUUAAUUUAUUAUUAAUGGAAUAAUCAACUGUUGAGUGUUGUUGGGCAAAUUUUUCUGUAUUGAUUUGUUGGCAUACGAAAAACAGGAUUCAAAAUGAACACAUUUUUCGGCACCGUCAAAUAUCGAGCCUCGACAUUUAGGUCGAUUUUGUUAAAUGGUGCUCAUCCUUGUAGUCAAACCCCUAAGAUAUGGCCCCACUCAUAUUUUAAUGCUCGAAAUUUGACAAAUAAUCGACAAAAUAAAGGAUUUUUGGGACAAAUAUUCGAUAACCUAAAAGAAGAACUAGAUAAAAGCAAAGAAAUGAAAGAAAAUCUUAAAAAAUUCAGACAAGAAGCCCAAAAACUUGAAGAUUCCGAAGCGCUAAAACAAGCUAGAAAAAAAUUUCAAAAUAUUGAAGCCGAAACAAGCAAAGGUUCACAACAAAUUAUCGAACAAAUCGAUUCGAUAAAACAAAAAAUAAGCAAAGGUUUAGAAGAAGCGACUAAAACAGAAAUCGGUAAAAAAGGUAAAGAAGCCGCAGAAGAACUAUCAAAACAAGCGAAAAAAGCUGCGGAACAAAUUGAACAUAUUUCCAAAAGUGAUGCUUUCCAAGCUGUAUCAAAAACAGUACAAACAGUGAAAGAAGAAAUUGGCGAAACGCCAUUAUCAACGGCAAGAUUUUAUCGACCACCCGACAAACUUCGUAAGCGCAAAGAAUAUUCUGAACAGUUUGUAUCAUCACGUCCUAUACAACCAAAUGAAGAAGCAACCGGUGUCGAAUUGCAUAAAGAUUCGAAAUGGUUUUCAAGUUGGCAAAAUUUUAAAGAUAAUAAUCCAUAUGUGAACAAAAUAUUUGAAAUGAAAACAAAACUUGAUGAAAGUGAUAAUCCAUUAAUGCGUGCAUCACGUUUAGUUACCGAUAAGGUGACAGAAUUAUUUGGUGGAAUGUUCACAAAAACUGAACUAUCCGAAGUAUUGACUGAGAUUUGUAAGAUCGAUCCAAAUUUUGAUCGACAACAAUUUAUUAAAGAAUGUGAAACCGAUAUUAUACCCAAUAUAUUGGAAGCUAUGCUUCGUGGUGAUCUUGAAGUGCUCAAAGAUUGGUGUUAUGAAGGUGUAUACAAUGUAUUGGUGACGCCAAUUAAACAAGCGCAAACUAUGGGUUAUCAUUUUGAAUCAAAAGUAAUCGAUCUAACAAAUUUAGAAUUAGAAAUGGGUAAAAUGAUGGAACAGGGUCCCGUAUUGAUCAUAACAUUUCAAACACAACAGAUUAUGUGCGUAAAGGAUUCGAAAGGAAAAGUGAUUGAAGGUGAUCCGGAGAAAAUUAUUCGUGUUCAUUAUGUUUGGGUACUUUGUCGUGAUCAGAAUGAAUUGGAUCCAAAAGCAGCAUGGAGAUUGUUGGAUCUUUCGGCCAAUAGUGCCGAACAAUGGUUAUAAGAAAAAAAAAUAAAUUAGAUUCAUUAAAAAAUUUUUAUAUAAUGAUGAUGAUUCAACAAUAAUGUUCUGUAAA